Messenger RNA from Suncus etruscus (white-toothed pygmy shrew), 392 nucleotides. It is a transcript of the gene GLRX, whose product is annotated as glutaredoxin. Lineage: Eukaryota; Metazoa; Chordata; Mammalia; Eulipotyphla; Soricidae. Bases 66 to 386 code for a protein of 106 amino acids. The transcript is spliced from 2 exons. The record is from RefSeq and is a predicted model, not a curated record.
GCUGCCGAUUUACACCCCAAGCUGUACCCAGUUCUUAUUAGGGUUUCUUCCCCGAGCUCAUCACCAUGGCUCAAGAGUUUGUGAACUGCAAAAUCCAGCCAGGGAAGGUGGUGGUGUUCAUCAAACACACCUGCCCCUACUGCAAGAGGACCCAAGAGCUCUUGAACCAACUGCCCUUCAAACCAGGGACUCUGGAAUUCGUGGAUAUCAUGGGCAGAAAAGACAUGGAGGAGAUCCAAGACUACCUGAAACAGCUCACUGGAGCCAGGACGGUUCCAAGGGUCUUUCUCGGCAAAGAGUGCAUUGGUGGCUGCAGUGAUCUGGUGAACAUGCAUCAGAGCGGGGAACUGCUAAUGCGGCUGAAGCAGAUGGGAGCUUUGCAGUAAUGGCAG